This is a messenger RNA of Scheffersomyces stipitis CBS 6054, 1816 nucleotides long. RefSeq lists its product as uncharacterized. NCBI's taxonomy places the organism in Eukaryota, Fungi, Ascomycota, Pichiomycetes, Serinales, Debaryomycetaceae. Gene Ontology annotation, molecular function: mannosyltransferase activity. The transcript has a single exon. Bases 205 to 1764 code for a protein of 519 amino acids. The record is from RefSeq and is a predicted model, not a curated record.
UAUGAGGACACCCAGAGCCUCUAUACUGUCACGGCGCUAAUAGUGACACCCUUGUCGUUGUUUGCUCUCAAGAAAAUUGUGCCUAUCGCGACCUCAAGAUCCCGGUCCCAAUCCAAAAUCGAUGGCUCCAAGAUACUCCUGGGGAUUUUGGUGGCUCUCAUCAUAGUUCUUAACCUUAAUGUGUGGUACUAUCUUGUCAACAGUAUGAUUGACUCUCAUAACAUUUACAAGUCUGUCUCGGGUCCUUCAUUCAACUUGUUGAACUCGCCUAUUUCUGAAAAGAUAGUCCUGUUGGAUUAUUCUGACGUCAAAAUCCCUGGAUAUUCCUUUAUUGAAAAGGGCAUCGACGAAAUAGAAAACUUCAAGUGUGGCGAUGUUCGCUUCCACGACGACCAUGGAGUCAAGGCUUCCAAGCCACAUAGUCUUGACCAAAAGAGGGAUAUGAAAAUUAUCAGAGACAAGGCACUUAUAAUAAACGGCACGGGUGAAUAUCCCAUUAUCAGAAAAUGUUUUCUUGACAAAGCCUGGGAAAAAGAAGAUGUAAUUGUCAAAAAGAAAUGGUACAAGUUCGCUGGUUCUUCUACUUGGUUGGAUAAAUAUCAAGUGUUCUUUCUUGUCAGCAGAGUAGCCUACAGUCACCGUUCCCUUCGUAACAAGGCAACUAUCAGUAUCUUGUAUGCCCAAGUUUUCAACAAAAAUUGGGAAGAAAUACUCGACUACCAAUUUCCACAGUCUGAUAUUGUGUUCCCUGCCAUUCUUCCAGUUAAUUUAGAUGAAAAUCCUAGAGGAGAUAAUGCCUUUUUGGGAGCCGAUGAUCCUCGUGUAAUGUUGAGAAACUAUAACGAUACCACUAGUGGAACACAAGAACAAGAGCCAGUCAUAAUCUUCAAUACCUAUCGUGCCGAUCUUGGCUGGAAGAGAGCUAUACAUGUGUAUCGUCCAUUGACAAAUGUUAAAGAAGCCAUUCCAAUGAGGUUAGUUGGCAUGGAACCCAGACAGAGAGAAAAGAACUGGGCUCCUUUCUUUGACGAAGAUGCUUCAUCCAUUAAUUUCGUGUACAGUUUGAAUCCUUUGCGUAUUGUCAAAUGCGACUUCAACAACGGAGCUUGUAACAAGAUUUCCGGUGACGAUUUUGAAGAAGAUGAAGCCAGACCCUUGAGAGGAGGAACCAACGUUGUCAGAAUUCCAGCGUCUUUCCUUCCUAAACAUCUUGCCGAAAAGAGAGAAUACUGGUUUGGAAUUGCUCGUUCACAUGACCACAAAUGUGGAUGUAUCGAGAGGAUUUAUCGCCCUCACUCUUUUGUCAUUUCCAAAGCCUAUAAAACUGACGACUACACAAUGGACUACGUCAGUUCAUUUGUCGACUUUAAUAUCAAUACUAUGGCAUGGAAUCCGGCGUUAGAGAAAGCGAAGUGUACGGACAGUAAGAGCGUAUUAAUUCCCAACUCCAUUGCAUACUGGGACGUCAUUACUACAAAGGACAAGAAUGGCAAGGAUCAGCUUGAAGACAUAAUGGGUGUUACAUACUCAGAAGCAGAUAUUAACAACCGUCUUAUCCACGUUAAGGGGUUCUUGCAACAUGUCGCUAAGAUCUUCAGUGGUCAGAAAGAAACUGUCGUAAACCACUACGCCCAAGUUGAGACUGCCAGAGAGGAAAAUAAUUUGUUAAGUAAUUGUGCCACCUCACUUGCCCAAGAAUACUGUAAGCUGGCUGAAAAGAAGUUCAAAUGGGGCUACGACAAAAACGGCAAAAUGAGCACAUGAAUAGAAUAACUUUAUAUCGAAGAAUACCGGGAAAUAUACCAUUUUUUAAUCU